Messenger RNA from Ipomoea triloba (trilobed morning glory), 2051 nucleotides. RefSeq names its product eukaryotic peptide chain release factor subunit 1-3. Lineage: Eukaryota; Viridiplantae; Streptophyta; Magnoliopsida; Solanales; Convolvulaceae. Gene Ontology annotation, molecular function: translation release factor activity, codon specific; sequence-specific mRNA binding. The transcript has 3 exons. Bases 193 to 1506 code for a protein of 437 amino acids. Gene Ontology annotation, cellular component: cytosol; translation release factor complex. The record is from RefSeq and is a predicted model, not a curated record. Gene Ontology annotation, biological process: cytoplasmic translational termination.
AGGACUUGUAUUCCGUUUCUCCUUUACCAUAAAACCUCUCCCAAUUGUUUUUUCCCCUCAAUUCUCACACGCCGCAUAGUUUCGUGACACUUCUCGCAUCUUUAUCUUUUUGGUAAGCGUUCGUCGUAACCCUAAAUCUCAGACGCUUUUGAUCGUCGAAUCUAGAUUGCGUAGCCUUCUUUCUAUCUCACAAUGGCUGAUGCACAUGAAAGUGAUAAGAACAUUGAGAUAUGGAAAAUCAAAAAGCUAAUUAAAGCAUUGGAAGCUGCUCGAGGCAAUGGUACCAGCAUGAUCUCUCUAAUUAUGCCUCCUCGUGAUCAAAUUUCUCGUGUUACCAAGAUGCUUGGCGAUGAGUUUGGAACUGCAUCAAACAUCAAAAGUAGAGUGAACCGACAAUCUGUUUUGGGUGCAAUCACAUCUGCCCAGCAGAGGCUGAAACUCUAUAACAAAGUGCCUCCAAAUGGUCUUGUACUUUACACUGGAACUAUUGUUACAGAAGAUGGGAAAGAGAAGAAGGUCACAAUUGACUUUGAACCAUUCAGGCCCAUAAAUGCAUCUCUCUACCUAUGUGAUAACAAGUUCCAUACUGAAGCUCUUAAUGAACUUUUGGAGUCUGAUGACAAGUUUGGAUUCAUUGUCAUGGAUGGGAAUGGAACCCUUUUUGGGACAUUGAGUGGCAACACUAGGGAGGUUCUUCACAAGUUUAGUGUUGACCUCCCUAAGAAGCACGGUAGAGGAGGGCAAUCUGCUCUUCGGUUUGCACGUCUUCGAAUGGAGAAGCGUCACAACUAUGUGAGAAAGACUGCUGAACUUGCCACCCAAUUUUUCAUUAAUCCUGCAACCAGUCAGCCCAAUGUUUCUGGACUCAUACUUGCUGGAUCUGCUGACUUCAAGACCGAACUCAGUCAGUCAGAUAUGUUUGAUAUCCGUCUCCAGGCAAAAAUAUUGAAUGUUGUGGAUGUUUCUUAUGGUGGAGAGAAUGGUUUUAAUCAGGCAAUUGAGCUGUCUGCUGAGAUAUUGGCUAAUGUGAAGUUUAUACAAGAGAAGAAACUGAUCGGCAAGUACUUUGAGGAGAUUAGUCAGGACACUGGCAAGUAUGUUUUUGGUGUUGAUGACACAUUGAAAGUACUGGAAAUGGGGGCUGUUGAGACACUUAUUGUGUGGGAAAAUUUGGACAUCACAAGGUAUGUGCUUAAAAAUAACACAUCUGGAGAAACUAUCAUAAAACACUUGAAUAAGGAUCAAGAGGCUGAUCAGAGUAACUUCCGUGAUCCGGAAACAAAUGCAGAGUUGGAGGUUCAAGAUAAGAUGCCAUUGUUAGAGUGGUUUGCAAACGAGUACAGGCGUUUUGGUUGCUCUUUGGAAUUUGUUACCAACAAAUCUCAAGAAGGAUCUCAGUUUUGUAGAGGUUUUGGUGGCAUAGGGGGUAUCUUGCGCUAUCAGCUUGAUGUUCGAGCUUUUGAUGACUUUUCUGAUGAUGGCGGAGUUUACGAGGACUCAGAUUAGCAAUUAAUCAACAACUGCACUGCUGGUGUAGGGAUGAUGGAGUGGGGAUCCUGCACCAGUGCGCGAGGGCUCGCCCCUCUCUAAGGCCACUCAAUGUAUUUCAUGAAACAUUCCUAGAAGCUGCUAAGUUUAGUAAUGCUGAAGAAUUGAACAUGACUGAUUUGAAGUACAAAGAUGCAAGACUUUCUACAUAAUCUUGGCAUUUUGGAUACUGUGAAUGUCUUAUCCCCACCUGUCUGCUCAACGACGAAGAUUCUUGUGUAGCAGCCAUCCAUCUAGGAAAGUUUCAUUCAGGUUUGGAGGAAUUAAGGUUUUCUGCUCAUUUCACCUCAUGAGAAAUGACAUGUUAUUUAGAGUUUGGAGUAUCAUUACUAUGCAGACAGAGUAGAACCAGUUGAAAUUUACAGUAAUAAUUGUAGGGGAUGAACCCCCCAUUAUUUGGUACUGUUGUGUUGGAUUAUUGACUGCUUGUCUGAUGUUUUAUUUUAAACUUAGAUGUUCAUCAAAUUUUAUGGAUCUUAAUUCUUAGUUGAUUUUGUUUGAUA